This is a messenger RNA of Columba livia (rock pigeon), 4954 nucleotides long. It is a transcript of the gene CARNS1, whose product is annotated as carnosine synthase 1. The record is from RefSeq and is a predicted model, not a curated record. Lineage: Eukaryota; Metazoa; Chordata; Aves; Columbiformes; Columbidae. Gene Ontology annotation, biological process: carnosine biosynthetic process. Gene Ontology annotation, molecular function: ATP hydrolysis activity; ATP binding; carnosine synthase activity.
UGGGACAGGGACACCCCAGCACGCUGAGCCAGCACACUGCAGCAGCGUGUCCCCACGGCCUCCCUGCUGCCCCUCGCUGUCUCUGGAGAUGGGGACAAAGCCGGGGGCAGGGGUACAAGCCCGGCUCAGGGGGAGGGUGCCAGCGCCUGGCGCGAGGUGCCCGUGCCCCCCCGGCCGUGGAGGGGACAAUGGGGCUCUGUGUCGCCCGCCGUGCCCAGCGCCUAAUCCGGGGCACGGGGCCGGGGGCCGGGCACCCCGGGAUGGCGCGGGGGGGUUUAAAGGCCAGAGCCGACCGGUGGCCCCUGUGCCAGGCGUCCCCGAGCCCUCGUCCCCUGCGCGCUCUCAGGCCACCAAGCCCCUCAGUCACCAGGAUGCUCUCGGUGGAGCAGACGAGUGCCGAACGGGCACCGAUGCCACAGGAGCAGGAGUGGGCAGGGCCCGAGGCGCUGUGCCCAGGCUGGCUGGAGGACGAGGCCUCUGAUGGCGACCUGCCUGAGGACAGCGGGGACCCCGAUGGUGCCACCCAGGCCUACGAGCUGCUGCAGAGCACCCUGCGCCAGGAGGGGCUGCCCCACACGCUGGAUCGAUCUGCAGAGCCCCGCACGGGGUUUGGCCCUCUGGACAUGACCGUCUGCAUCCUGGGCUCCCCCACCGCCUUCCUGCCCGUCCUGCUGGAGGGUGGCACCCGCUGCCCAGGUGCCAUGGUGCUGUGCCUGUCACCCACCUGGGCCAGCCGGGUGCCCUCGGAGACGUCCCCAGGCGCCUGGUCCCUGCUGCUCUCCCGGGGGGUGUCCUUCGAGGCGGGAGGCCACAGCACCCUGGACACCUUCGCCCCCCCCCGCCGGGCCAACUAUGUGACCGGCACCUUUGCAACAGGGGGUCCUGAGGGGGGCUGGGUGGGCGAGCUGGCCCGUGACCUCGACUGUCCCACGGGGGGCUCGGUCCCGCUCACCCACUGGCUGGAGGACCCGCUGGUCACCCGCUGGGUGCUGGCGGCCCGCGCUGGCCUGCCCGUGCCCCCCACCCUGGCAUUUGUCCUGGCACCGAGGGGGGACAUCCCCACGGAGCCGGUGGCCCCCGGCGUGAGGCUGGUGCGGCUGAAGGAUCCCCAGGGCCAGGAGAAGCUGGUGCAGGAGGAGGUGGGCGCCUUUUUGGGGGGUGCCGCCAUGGAACCCUACAGCCAGGUGGUGGUGCGGCCAGCAGGGUGGCGGUGGCAUGGGACGGGCGCCCGCAGCACCCACAGGAAGGAGGAGGGGACGGCGGUGGCACAGGCGGUGGGCGCGCGGCUGGGCGGGCUGCGGGAGGAGGACAGCGUCCUGCUGGAGGCCCUGGUGCCCACCGCCCGCCUGCCCCUGCCCCCCCCACGCAGCCCAGCCCCGCGGCUGCCGAUGUCCCUGCGCAUCUGCACCCUCGUCUGCAGGUCCUGGGGGGACCGGCCCCAGCUCUGCCAGGUGGCGUGUGGCGUGGGGCGCGCGGAGGCUCCGGUGAGGCAUGGGGCAGCGCUGCCCCAGGGCCUGGACUCCAGCCUGCAGCAGUGGGGGGUGGUGGCCCCGGGCCAGCGCCAGGCACUGGCCAAGCGGCUACAGGUGGCUGCCGAGGCCGCCAUGGCCGCCCUCCUGGCCACCGAGGCCAAGUUGAGUCCCCAGCAGCGCGGUGGCACCCGCGCCCGCACCGACCUCCUGGGGGUGGACUUUUUGCUGGCGUGCGUGGAUGACGCUCUGGAGCUGGUGGCCUUGGCCACCAACAGCCAGCAGUGCCUGGAGACCUGCCUGCUGGCCGAGAACAUGGGGCGUGCCGUGGGGGAGCCCCCCGGUGACCUGCCCCGGCUGCUGGCCGAGGCCAUGCUGCACCGGGCACAGUGUCACCUGGUCGAGGGCAAGGACAUUCUGCUCAUCGGGGCUGGUGGCGUCAGCAAGAGCUUCGUCUGGGAUGCAGCCCGUGACUACGGCCUGAGGAUCCACCUGGUGGAGUCCGACCCGGAGCACUUUGCGGCGGGGCUGGUGCAGACCUUCCUGCCGUACGACAGCCGCGAGCACCGGCGGGACGAGGAGCACGCCGAGCGGGUGACAGAGCUGGUCCGCGCCCGGGGGCUGCGACCCCACGCCUGCCUCUCCUACUGGGACGACUGUGUGGUACUGGCGGCACUGGUGUGCCAGCGCAUGGGGCUCCGCGGCUGCUCCCCCUCCGCCAUCCGCGUGGCCAAGCAGAAGAGCCGGACCCACCAACACCUUCAGCGGUGCUGCCACGGCCGCCCACCACCCGCUGCCUUCGCCGUGCCGUGCCGCCGGCUGCAGAGCCACGGGGACGUGGAACGGGCGGCCGGCUCCGUCCCCUUCCCCGCCGUGGCCAAACUGGAGUUCGGGGCGGGCGGCGUGGGGGUGCGCUUGGUAGAAAACACCGGGCAGUGCCACCAACACGCCGCCCGGCUUUGGCGUGACCUCCGGGACGACGCCGACCACCCGGGGAUCGGCUUGGGCUGGGGGAACGCCAUGUUGCUGAUGGAGUACGUGCCGGGCACCGAGCACGACGUCGACCUGGUGGUGUUCGAGGGGCGGCUGUUGGGCGCUUGGGUGUCUGAUAACGGCCCCACGCGCCUGCCCGCCUUCCUGGAGACCGCUGCCUGCCUGCCCUCCUGCCUGCCCGCCGACCGGCAGGCGCAGCUGGUGCGGGCGGCCCUGCAGUGCUGCCUGGCCUGCGGGCUGCGCGACGGCGUCUUCAACGUGGAGCUCAAACUGGGUCCCGCCGGCCCCCGCUUGCUGGAGAUCAACCCCCGCAUGGGCGGCUUCUACCUCCGCGACUGGAUCCGGGAGGUCUACGGUCCCGAUUUGCUGCUGGCGGCCGUGCUGGUGGCGCUGGGGACGCCGCCGGUGCUGCCCGCUCGCCCCGCGCCCCGCGGGCACUUGGCCGGGGUGAUGUGCCUGGGCUCGGAGCACGGGUGGACGCUGGGGGGCGGCGGGGGGCUGGCGGCGCUGCAGGCGCUGCAAAGCCGGGGGCUCGUCCGGCUCAACCGGCUGUUCGAGGAGACGGCGGGGGACGGCGAGUACGAGGAGCCGUGUCUGAGCGUUGCCUGCAGCGGGGAGACGCGGGCAGAGGCUUGUCUGCGCCUGCUGGGGCUGUGCCAGGCGCUGGGCAUCGACUCCCCCCGCUACCCCGUCGAGCAUUUCUUGUCCCAUUUUAAAUAGCCACGGGCAGGCAGCGGGGCCGGCGGGGGAGCGGGGGGCACAGGGACAGACCCUCUGCCCUGGCACCCCCUCCCGCAGCCCCGCCGCCCCGCUCCCUGGCAUCCCCCUGGCACCCCAUCUUCUGCCAUCCCCUGACACCCCGCUCCCUGGCAUCCCCCUGGCACCCCUGGCAUCCCCCUGGCACCCCAUCUUCUGCCAUCCCCUGACACCCCGCUCCCUGGCAUCCCCCUGGCAGCCCAUCUUCUGCCAUCCCCUGAUACCCCGCUCCCUGGCAUCCCCCUGGCACCCCUGGCAUCCCCCUGGCAUCCUGUCCCAUGAUAUCCCCCUGCUCCCCCUGGACCCCAAUUCCCAGCCUUGACACUCCACUCCCCAGCAUCCCACUCCCCCAUCUUGGCAUCCCAUUCUCUGACAUCCCCCCUACUCCUCUGGCACCCUAUGUCCUUGUUCUGACACCCCAUCCUCUGGUACCCCCCACGCCAUCCUGACACCCCAUCCCCUGACACCCCAUCCCCCGGCGUCUCCCCAUCCCCUGGCACCUCAUUUCUCUGUUCACCAACAUCUCCCCGGCUCCCUUGACAUCCCCCCCCACUCCUUCCUUGUCCUUCCCCAUCCCCCUGCACCCCCAUCCCUGGGCUCCCUGUCCCCCCCCCGCCCUGGCACCCCCAAACCUUGCUUCCGGUGUCCCUUUGUCCCCUGAACUGGGGGGUUUGGUGGCCCUCCCAUGCCAGGGGACACACAGGGGGACACCAACCCCCGAUAGGGGGUAGGCAGGGUCCCCCCUUAACGAACCUUUGCUAAUGGGGGGAGGGCAGCCCCCCAGAGGCCCCCAGGCCACCCCACCAGAGCAGCAGGUGCAGCCUGGUGAUGAGGAGACCCUACAAUAACAAACCUGCCUGGGGACACCCUGCAGUAAUAGACCUACGUGGGGAGACCCUACAAUAACAAACCAGCACAAGGGAGACCCCACAGUAACAGACUGAAGUGGGGAGACCCAGCAAUAACACACCUUGAAGGGGAGACCCCACAAUAACAAACCAGCACGGGGACACCCCGCAAUAACAGACCUGUGCAGGAAAACCCUACAAUAACAGACCUGCACAGGAAGACCCUACAAUAACAAAGGAACACCCGGGGACUCCCCGUGGUAGCAGAGCAGCUGGGAACACCCUCCAGGAAGAGCCUUGUAUGGGGAGCCCUUGUGAUAAAGGGCUGUCACUAGAGAGACCCUACAACAACAUUAGUGACCCUACAAUAACACCAGUGACUCUACAAUAACACACAGCCCCUGUAGUGCCCAAGACCCUACAACACUAGUGACCCUACAAUAACACCAAUGACCCUACAAUAACAGUCCCUGUAGUGCCCACGACCCUACAAUAACACCAGUGACCCUACAAUAGCACGCAGCCCCUGCAGUGCCUCUGACCCUACAAUAACACCAGUGACCCUACAACAACACACAGUCCCUGUAGUGCCCACGACCCUACAAAAACGUCAGUGGCUCUACAAUAACACACAGCCCUUGUAGUACCUGCGACCCUACAAUGACACCAGUGACCCUCCAGCAACACGCAGCCGUGUCAGCUCCGCGGUACCACUAGUGUUCCCCCCAAAAAACGCGCGUGGACCCCGAGCGACCCCGAGGACUCUCCGUCUCUUCCACGGGCGCUCCCUCCCCCUUCAGCUGUCGUCACGGCGGCGCCGAUGAUGUCACAGUGACGCAAGGGGGUGUGGCCGGGCGGGGGGUCCUCAGUAAAGGCUGUGAGCGGCCA